Messenger RNA from Suncus etruscus (white-toothed pygmy shrew), 2321 nucleotides. It is a transcript of the gene KLKB1, whose product is annotated as kallikrein B1. The transcript is spliced from 15 exons. Gene Ontology annotation, cellular component: extracellular region. Gene Ontology annotation, molecular function: protein binding; serine-type endopeptidase activity. Lineage: Eukaryota; Metazoa; Chordata; Mammalia; Eulipotyphla; Soricidae. The record is from RefSeq and is a predicted model, not a curated record. Gene Ontology annotation, biological process: proteolysis. Bases 96 to 2042 code for a protein of 648 amino acids.
GCUGCUUGGAGCACCACGUUGGGAAAGUCUGAUGAUCCUUCAUUUUCAAGUGGUUAGAGACUUAACAGUGGUGAGAAACUUCCAGAACCACAGAAAUGGGUGCUUACAGGAUGAUUUCUUUCAGGCAAGCAACCUAUUUCAUUUGCUUCUUUGCUACAGUAUCCUGUGAAUGCCUGAUUCAAGUCUAUAAAAAUACCUUCUUCAGAGGUGGGGAUGUGGCCACCUUUUAUGCCCCAAGUGUACAGUACUGUCAGAUGAGGUGCACCUUCCACCCGAGGUGUUUGCUAUUCAGUUUUCUUCCUGCAGAUUCAACAAAAAACCCCGACAAAAGGUUUGGUUGCUUCUUGAAAGACAGUGUUACAGGAAUCCUGCCGAGAGAGUCAAAAACAAAUGCCAUCUCUGGACAUUCUUUAAAGCAAUGUGGCCAUCACAUAAGUGCUUGUCAACGUGACGUUUAUCAAGGAAUCGAUAUGCGAGGAACAAAUUUUAAUAUAUCUAAAGUUAAAAGUGUUGAAGAAUGUCAAAAAAUGUGCACCAAUAACAUUCUCUGCCAAUUUUAUACAUAUGCCACACAAAAUUUUUAUGAUAAAAAUUACUGGAACAACUGCCUACUAAAACACAGCCCAGGAGGAACACCUACAAGUAUAAAAGUGAUUGAUAACUUGGUGUCUGGAUUCUCACUGAAGCCCUGUGCACUAUCAGAUAUUGGUUGCCAGAUGAAUAUUUUCCAACGUCUAGCAUUUUCAGAUGUGGACAUUGCCAGUGUCAUUACACCAGAUGCCACUGUGUGUCGAACCAUCUGUACCUACCAUCCCAGCUGCCUCUUCUUUACAUUCUAUACAAAUCAGUGGGCCAUAGAGUCUCAAAGAAAUGUUUGUUUCCUUAAGACAUCAAGAAGUGGGAACCCAAGCACCCCUACUCCUCAGGAAAACACUGUAUCGGGAUAUAGCCUUUUAACCUGCAAGCGAACUUUUCCUGAACCCUGCCAUUCCAAACUUUACCCAGGACUUGAUUUUGAAGGGGAAGAAUUGAAUGUGACCUUCGUUAAAGGAACAAAUGUUUGCCGAGAAACUUGUACAAAGAUGAUUCGCUGUCAGUUUUUUACUUACUCUUCACUCCCAGAGGACUGUAGAGGAGAUAAGUGUAAGUGUUCCCUACGAUUAUCUCAUAAUGGUUCACCAACAAGAAUUACAUCUGGGACCCAACUACACUCUGGAUACUCUUUGAGGUUAUGCAGAAGUGGAGGUGACUCUAUAUGUACUACAAAAACAAAUGCACGUGUUGUUGGAGGAACUGACUCUUCUUUGGGAGAGUGGCCCUGGCAGGUCAGCCUGCAAGUGAAGCUAAAAGAGCAAAGUCAUGUGUGUGGAGGAUCCAUCAUUGGACGCCAGUGGGUCCUGACUGCUGCCCAUUGCUUUGAUGGGCUUCUCUUGUCGGAUAUUUGGCAAAUUUAUAGUGGUAUUUUAAAUCUGUCAGCGAUAUCAAAUGAAACACAUUUCUCACAAGUAAAGGAGAUUAUUAUUCACCAAAAUUAUAUACUAUCAGAAAGUGGUCAUGAUAUUGCCUUAGUGAAACUUGAGACCCCUUUGAAUUAUACUGAAUUUCAAAAGCCAAUAUGCCUACCUUCCAAAGAUGAUGUAAAUACAAUUUAUUCUAACUGCUGGGUAACUGGAUGGGGUCAUACAAAGGAAUACAAAGGUGAAGUCCAGAGUAUCCUACAAAAGGCAAGUGUUCCUUUGGUACCCAAUGAGGAAUGUCAGAAAAGUUACAGAAGCUACAAAAUAAUCAAACAAAUGACUUGUGCUGGCUAUAAAGAAGGGGGAAAAGAUGCCUGUAAGGGAGAUUCAGGUGGCCCCUUAGUUUGCAAACACAAUGGAAUAUGGCAUCAGGUGGGUAUCACCAGUUGGGGUGAAGGCUGUGCCCGCAGGAAUCAACCAGGUGUCUAUACUAAAGUUGUUGAGUAUUUGGACUGGAUUUUUGAGAAAACACAGAAGAGUGAUGCACAGUCUUUGAUGAACUUGCCAGCACGAGGACACACUUAGAGGUGGGGAAGAAUCCAGUUUGUGGAAUAAGAUUUAUAGUUUGAGCUCAAUUCAUGAACUAAGACUUGGGCUUCAAGACUACUAUUUACCCUGCAUAUUUGUUAAGAGGAUAACAACAACAUACAAGAAACUCCUAAGGGCGGGCAAUGUUCUGCAGAGGCCUUCAGCAUUCAACUCUACAAUGGCAGAUAACCAUAGAACAUCUCCACCACUGUAUGAAAUAAAGUAGUAACAGAGUAUGACUGAAAAGUGUUUCUUUCUGAUUUUGUAAAAACAGAA